Messenger RNA from Paramacrobiotus metropolitanus, 1041 nucleotides. RefSeq lists its product as uncharacterized. Gene Ontology annotation, molecular function: G protein-coupled peptide receptor activity. Bases 1 to 1041 code for a protein of 346 amino acids. Gene Ontology annotation, cellular component: membrane. NCBI's taxonomy places the organism in Eukaryota, Metazoa, Tardigrada, Eutardigrada, Parachela, Macrobiotidae. The record is from RefSeq and is a predicted model, not a curated record. Gene Ontology annotation, biological process: neuropeptide signaling pathway. The transcript has a single exon.
AUGGAUCUCCAUAACACGACAGCUUCCAAUUGGUCCAGGCCAGCGCAGCCCGCUGCCCGUGCCAAUUGGUCAGUCAUCACCAAUAUCCGCAUCGCCAUCGCCCUAGCAUCUUUUAUCAUGAACGCCGGUGUAUUGAUAUUCCACUUCGUUAAACGGUCUUUCAUCACACAUUUCACGAUUUACUUACUAUUCCUGUAUAUUGCCAACACAAUUUACUUGGUCGGCGCCCAACCCAUCCAGUUUCUCAGCGACAUUUACUCGGUCAACGUGGCAUACUUCGGGCCGGCAGCCUGCGGGGUCUACAGUUACGCCCAACGUGUGGUCAGUAUUGUGCCGGUGAUGGCGCAUGUCCUCAUCGCGGUCAACCGGCUAUGGGCGAUGACGUAUCCGAUCGGGUAUAAAAACCACCACACAAAAAAGGUCGCCACUUAUAUCUGCGUGGCGAUGGCUGGCUAUGUGCACCUUAUAUGUCUACCGGCAUUUAUCCUCUACAUGCCCUUUCGGUAUAAGCCCGAUGCGUCCGGUGUCAUAAAAUGUGAAGGCGCGAUGACACCCAUGAUGUUCGUCUGGACGCGGGUGGACAGCUGCUUAAAUCGUUUCGUUCCGUUGUUUCUAAUUAUUGGAGUGUACAUUUAUAUUUUUAUAAAGCGCUGGAGUAAGCGCACCAACCAGGUCACCCAUAACACUAACUCCACGGAGCGACAGGAUCGCACACAGACAACCAAACUGUACACUGCUAUGCCGGGAAUUCAGGAGGAAAGUGUAGGUCAUUCAUCAUUUGUGGAACGAGCUAAACAGCAGCAAAUGGAUAGGCCACGCAGAGAAACAGUUGGCGUUCGGAAAGUAAAACCGUUUCUGGUUUUGACAAUGACAACGGUUGGUGUCAUUGUCUGUUGGCUGCCAUUAGACGUCAUCUAUUUUUGCAUGGUGUUUCUGUAUAUGCCCAUUGGAUAUGCUGUUUCGGGUGCGCUGCAUAUGCUGUACACCGUGCAAAUCCUUUUUGAUCCGUUAAUGUGGAUCUUUAGCUUGCGGAAGCCUUGA